AUGAAAAUUGUAAAUGCUCCAAGAGGGGGAAAAACUGUUUUUGCUAUAUCCCUUUUUCCAUACAAAUGUUCAUGCGAUAUUAUUAAAACUUUCCUUACCCGUGCAACUUCAUUAUUUUAUAAAAACUGUAAGAGAAAAUUUUCUCUGAUAAAUGCACAAGAUAAUAUAGUGGUAAAAGGACUGAAUGAAAAGAACGAGUCAGUAUAUGUUAGGCAUGAAAAAGAAAUAAAAGAAGUGAGAGAAUUAUUUAUUGCUGAUGAAUCGAGUGAGUGUAGUAGCACAAAAAGUGUAUAUGAUCAUAGAAAUAACAACACCAGGGAAGAAGUGAAAGAAAAGCUACUUACAGAAAACUUGAAAAAAUACAAUUUAUUUAAUAUUUACCUUGAUAAAAUAAGAAAACCAGCAAGAACCAAAAAAAGGAAAAUAAUUAAUAUAAAUAGUGUAAAACAUUUUGAUGACUGUAUUUAUCUGUUCAAUCUAAGUUCGUUACUUAUUUAUACGAAGAAUAAGUAUGUAUUAUAUAAAAGGAAAAAGUGCGUGCAUCCAAGUGAUGAUUAUUUUAUCAAUUUUUUUAAAAUAUUUGUUCAACUAAAUAUAAUAUUAAAUAAUUUUUUUUGCAAUAAAAAUGAAAUAAAAUGUAAUGAAUGGUUUACACACACAUUUCAACCAUAUUUAAAUAACAUUCCUUUUGUCAAAAACAGUAUAGUAGAAGAGAAAUAUAAUGAAGAUUUUUAUUUAAAAAUUUUACAAAUAAUUAAGAUAAUUAACCAGAUCAAAUUUUUUAAGAUAUUAAAAAAUAUAAAUAUUGACAAUUUACAAAAUUGUUUGAAAAGACCGAAUGAAAGAAGUCAACUGCUUAUUUGGAAGAAGAAGGAAGAAAAUUUUUUUCCAAAUGAACAUAAGAAUGAAUUAUUUUAUGAAUAUAUGAGGAGUACUCAUGAUGAAGAAGAAUAUAAUAUGAAAACUGAUUUAAAUUUUGUAAAUAGGUUAAAGAUAUUUGAUGAUAACUUUGGUGUAUUACAUGGUAUAGAAAAUUAUUUUAAUUAUUCUUCAUAUAAGGAGGAUCAAGAUAAAAAAAAAAUAAAAAAAAAAAAUGAAUCAUUUUUGAAUGAAGAGGAAAAAAAUGCUCAUUAUUACCAUGUAGACAUACCAACGGAGAAUGUAAACAGUUGUCUUUAUAAUUAUUUUAAUAAAGAUCAAAAUGUAGCAAAAUGUACGGAGAUGUACAGGAAUAAAGAUGCUUUCACCAACUGUGAACAAGCACAUAAUAAGAACAAAAAUGAUGAUAAUUCCAACUGCUACCUUAGUUUAGUAAGAGGAUAUAGCUAUAUAUUAAAAAAUUUAAUAAAAUAUUUAAAUGAUGAUUGUUUGGUAAGAUUAUUUGUAUAUUGUGCUACAAUGUAUGAUAAAAAAUAUCAUCAAGAUAAUGAGAUAUUAUUAUUUUAUAAAGAAAUGUAUGAAAAAAUUAAAAAAAUGAAAAAUAUUACGAACAAAAACCUUGCUUACAUAUUAAAUGCAUGCAACUAUUACAUAAAGGAAGAAAAUGUACUCCUUAUAAAGAAUUUACAAAAACAAAUAUUAUUUAGCACUACUUAUGUAAAGAAUAAUAAUAAAAAAAAGUUGAAUAUAUACAACAUAGCUCCAUCGCAUUUAGAAAAUAUCAUAUACACAUUUUCAAAAAAUAAAAUUAGACAAAAAGAAAUAUUUAUUUUGUUUAGCGAAAUUGUAAAGGAAAAAUGUAACGGGUUCUCAUGUGUAACAUCUAUAAACAUUUUAAGCAGUUUUACAAUGCUAAAUUAUGAAUCAUUAAUAUUUGAUUUUCUUUAUGAAAAAAUAAAACGUUUUGAUAUCAUUACACUUAUGAUGUGCAAAGGAACCAAUAUUAUUAAACUCGUAAAUACAUUAUUACAAAUUGAGGAGAGAAAUUUCACGAGGUUCAAUAAUAAUUUAAUACCCACCCAAAGGGGUGAUAUAUUACUAUGUAACACGUGCUACUCUGGUAACUGCGAAAAUGAGGACCAUUAUGUAGAAACAGAGAAAGAAAGCGUAUUUCCAACUGUUAAGUACAUUAAAUCAGCAUUAACGGACAGAUCCGUAUAUGUAACCCUUAUCUUAGCAUUACUAUAUGAACUGAAAAUGUUUAAAAGAAAUAACUGUGGUAGUGGAACACAAGAAUAUACGAUUUUGAAUAUUUAUAAAAAACUCCUACGAUUACAAAUUAUUUGUGUGAAAAAUAAAACAGAUUUUUCCUUUUUGAAAAAUAUAUUUAAAAAAAAUUAUAGCAGUUUCAAUAUAACACAAUUCGAUAAAUUUUUUGUGUUUUCAUUUAUUAAUUUAAAUAUGGACAAAAUUAAUUUUCAUAAAUUAAUUUUUACGUUGCUAACGUAUAAUAAUUUAAUUAGUGAAGCAAAUUUUACUAAUAAAUAUACGAAAAAAAAAAUAAAAUUUAUAUAA
This is a messenger RNA of Plasmodium malariae, 2454 nucleotides long. Its product is annotated as conserved Plasmodium protein, unknown function. The coding region runs from base 1 to 2454 and encodes 817 amino acids. The transcript has a single exon. Lineage: Eukaryota; Apicomplexa; Aconoidasida; Haemosporida; Plasmodiidae. The record is from RefSeq and is a predicted model, not a curated record.